This is a messenger RNA of Salarias fasciatus (jewelled blenny), 4196 nucleotides long. RefSeq names its product Ras and Rab interactor 3 (gene rin3). Gene Ontology annotation, cellular component: endocytic vesicle; cytosol. Gene Ontology annotation, molecular function: small GTPase binding; guanyl-nucleotide exchange factor activity. The transcript has 14 exons. Gene Ontology annotation, biological process: vesicle-mediated transport. Bases 206 to 3529 code for a protein of 1107 amino acids. NCBI's taxonomy places the organism in Eukaryota, Metazoa, Chordata, Actinopteri, Blenniiformes, Blenniidae. The record is from RefSeq and is a predicted model, not a curated record.
AGGAAGUGGAGGCAGAAGCUGAGGGGAGGGCCGACACACAGAAACACUUUUUCCCUUUGCCUUUGAGUUUUUCCUUAUUCAGUCCUGCGGCUCAACAGGAGGGAGAAGAGAAGGAGGGUGGGGGGGGGAGCAAAGAGGAGGCGGGGUUUUUGAUGGAGCUGAGAGAGACAGAGCAGCCCAAUAUUCACAAGUCCGUGGAAAUACGAUGGAAGCCAGCGUCGUUUCCCAGGACGCAGGCCACUCGAGUCCUCUGACGGGACCGCUCGACCCUCCAUCCCUCCCCUCAUCCUCUCCUCUGUCUGCACCCCUGCUGCCCUCCAACCCUCCGGCCAGGCCGAGCCGGCCCAAGCCGCCGCCGCCCAUGGCCAAGUCCUCCCAGCUCCCCUCUCGACCUCCUUUCCCCCCGUCCACCCCUCCAUCCCUCCCUCCUCCUCUGCCUCCUGUCCCCCCACCUGCUCCCUCCUCUCUUUCCCCAAACCCGACUCUGCCUCCGUCUCUCCCUCCGCCCCUCUCUCCCACUCCGGUCUCUCCUCCUCCCCUCUCUCCCACUCCGGUCUCUCCUCCUCCCCUCUCUCCCACCCUGGUCUCUCCUCCUCCCCCCUUGCUUUCGGAUCUCACUCUUGCUCUUUCUCCUGCUCUUCCUCCUCCAUUAUCUCCAACACUCUGCUCCAUCCCUUCCCCCCCUCCUCCACCUACUCCCGUCACCCCACCGCCUUCGCCGGUUUCUCCACCUCUGAGUUUUAUAGACAAGCUGGUUGGGAGUACGUCUGUGUGGCAGCCCAAAGGACUCAGUGAAGAACAAGCCACUAAUAUAAUGGAGAAAGAAGCAGCUGGGGCGUUCCUGGUUCAGAGUACCGAGGACAAAGCUACGAUGCUAUCAGUGCGCCAGCCCGAGGAGGCGGGAGCUCCGCUCGUACGCAAGCUGACGGUGAAACAACACAAGACGUUUGUCCACUUAGAGGGGUCCUCUCUCGUUUUUGAUGACAUCUUUAAACUGAUUUCCUUUUACAGUGUGAGCAGAGACAUCCUACUCGUCCCUUUGAGGUUACCGCAGGCCAUUACCACAGCAACUAAGAAAGAGGAGCUGGAGGUCAUCGCAGCCAUGGGUGCAGAUUUCUGGACGUCCAAUUUAAAGCAGCACCCUGAGAACCAGGAUCUGGAUUUACAACAGGACCAAACCACUCAUCCAGAUAAGUACCUGUACAUAAACCCGGUCACUGUGGAGGACCGACCCAGCAAGGACCCGAAGCCCUCCGCCACCUCCAAACUCCACACCAGCAGCAAUGAAGACACCAGCUCUGCUCUGCAAAACGGAGAGAUUCCAGAGAAGAUCGUCGCGCAGGUCAAAGUUUCGACCAAAAGCACACCCAAACAGGAGGCGAAAUACAAGCGUCCCCCACCCCGACCCCCCAGCUUGAGCUCGGGGUCCGGGAUGGGCCUCCUGUUCUCCACCAGCUCCUCGCCCUCCGUGACUUCAGAAGCUGAGAGAAAAGAGGAAGCAAAGGGAGGAACAGUCGCGAAAGAGGACAGAAAGUCAGCGUCAACCUCACCUCCUCCAUCGAGACCUCCUGUCCCCCCGCAGAGCCGAGCAGCUCCCCCCCUGCCUCCUGCUCCCAGUCGACGCACCUCCUCCGGCAGAGGCACCGGCAGAGAGGUGGGAGAGGGAACAGAGAGAGAGAAGGGACAAAAUCCUGCGAGGAAAAGUGAGAGAGAAGGGGGAGGAGAGAGAGGGAAGGAGAAAGCAGGUCUGCUGGCUGAGAGCGCUGAACAGAAGAGCAAGCUCCAACAGCAGCAGGUCGAGGAGGAUGCAGAGAAGGGAGGGAGAGAGGACGAGAAGGAGGAGAAAGAGGAGAAAACGGAGAAGGAGGACAAACAGAAGUGCAGCGCCCCGUGCCCGCCGCUGGGAAAGAAGCCGUCCCGUCCAGUUCCUCCACCGAGAACCAAACCGUGUUUCCAAAACCCCGCCCUGAACUCCAGCCAGGCCGGAGGACCAAUAACAAACCAGAGUGCUUCUGUCAGACUGCCUCCUCCAUCACCAGCACGGCGGCCAGACGUGUCGCUGUACUCGCCACAGGGGGGCGCCGUCCUGGGGACUGAUCCGGACUCCUGCUCGGCCAGCAGCACAGAGGAAGAAGCAGAGCCCAGCCAGGACCUGGAGCAAAGCAACAAUCGCAUUGCAGACAGCCGCAGCCCCAAAGCAGCAGUGAGGAGAACCCCCACCACCAUCAUGCUGGACCGGGCUCGCUACCGCCUGUCCACCGUCAUCACCGGACUCAUCAGCCACGAGCGCCGCCUCACUCAGCGAAUCGUGGAACUGGCCCGGGACCCCAUGAGCUACUUCGGCAACCUUGUGAAAGAGCACCGCGCCUUCACCCUGGAGACCAUGUCGAACCACUCGUCCUCCACCGAGCUGCUGCAGGAGAUCAGACAGAUGAUGACUCAGCUGAAGAGUUACCUGCUGCAGAGCACGGAGCUGCAGGCGAUGCUGGAGCCGCAACACCAGUACCCGCAGGACAAACUGGAAAGCAUAGUCGAAACUGCUUUGUGUAAGAGCGUCCUAAAACCGCUGAGGGAGCCAAUCUAUCAGAGCCUGGAGCGACUGCACACCAGCAGCGACAGCCUGAAGCAGCUGGCCCUGAACCAGUCUGUUGUGCUGGGCAGCACCACCACGGCGUUAGGAGUGACCACAGCCGUCCCCGAGGCCUCCGCCAUGGAGAAGAUCAGCAUCAAACUGAACAACCUCCAUCAGGAGUACUCGCCACAGAAGAAGAUUGAGACGCUGCUGAAGGCCUGCAAGAUCAUCUAUGACUCCAUGUCUGUCAGCAGUCCAGGGCGGACCCAUGGUGCUGAUGACUUCCUGCCUGUAAUGAUGUAUGUCCUGGCUCGCUCCAACCUCUCCGCCCUGCAGCUGGAUGUUGAAUACAUGAUGGAGCUGAUGGAUCCUUCAUUAACACUCGGAGAAGGGUCCUAUUAUUUGACCACCACCUACGGAGCGCUGGAGCACAUAAAGACGUUUGACCAGCAGAGGUCAGCAACACGGCAGCUCAGCAGAGAGGUGCAGGACUCCAUCCACCGCUGGGAGAGGCGGCGCACACUCAACCAGGAGCGCGAGGGCCAAGGAUCUGUUCGGGACUUUCUGACAGUCUGCUGUCCUGAGAUUGGAAGCAAUCCAAAGACUCUGGGUGUCCUCCCCACGACAACAAUCCAGCAGCUCACUGAGCAGUGUGCCACGCGCUUUGAACAAGACUCCUACACGCUCAGCGUGUACAUGGAUGGUGUUCACCAGACUUUAGCUCCCACUGAGCUGGCGCUCAGCGUGAAGAACAGUUGUCAGCCGGGAACCUACUGCUUCGUCUAUCACCCGCCCGGCCAACCGUGUCCCCAGCCCAGCCGGAGCUGCCCCACAGAUCCGCCCCCGGCUCCACCUGUUCUACCCGAAAGCUUCCUCCCUCCAGACGCUGCAGCUAGCCCAAGCGACGGGGAGGUGGAAGUGGAGGUGGAGGAGGAGGAGAGCCUGAUUAGCUUGUAACUGCCGCAGAGUGGCAACGGUUACUGCUGGAGGCAAAACGAAGUGUAGGAUGAAUCUUCAACUCAGGUCUCACUUGAAAAAUGGAUUUGAUUGAAAUUGGAACCUGCGGCGGGUGAAUAUGAGUGUAUUCAGGGCGGUGCAGCUUAUAACACGUGAUGAAAUGUGGAGGAUGCUCCCGUUUGUGAAGUCAUUUUGUGUCUCAUGUUACAUAAAUCACCAAAGGGAGCUGCAGCACACUAAAACGGGACGGAACAUAUGAGUGAUUCUGUAUUUCAGUACGGGGUCUGGAACCCUUGCAACCGCAGGUGGCUGUUUUUAUAGAAUGUAACAAUGCCUGGAAUGGUAACAAACAUAUGCAAUGUGAUCAUGUUUAUACUGUUUUCCGCUAUUGCAGCAGAAGCCACCCUCUGAAGUGUGCUAGUCACUUUUGUUAUAAAAUAUUUUAACAGGAUGAAUGUCUCUUUCUCUAAUUAAAGCGGUGCACAUUUAAGUCAGUAUUACUUUGUGAAAAACACCUCAGCAGGCUUCUUUUUCUUUUCUUUUCUUACCUAAAGAAGGGUAUAUGGACCAAAACUUCUAAAACUCUCAGGUAGUUUGAAGAAGUUUCAUUUUCACUUAAUCUACAAUGUAAUGAUUGUAAUGUAAAUAAACUGUCUGUUGCAAUUCA